UUAUAAAAAAUUUGAGGUCAGAGCUGGGUUUCCUUCGGCCACCAGAAGAGAAGAGAACCGGUAUGGGGUCUUACAACUCAAACUACCUACGGUUGCUUUCUUACACAAAGCAAUUAACCUUUUAUGUGAACCAUGGCAACCACGAGCAGGCUCUUGCUCUUUUCCACCACAUGCAGGCCUCGCUCGCCCUUGGUUUAGACGCCCACGUCUUCUCUCUCACUCUUAAGUCCUGCACCGCCAUCCAACGACCCCAUUUGGGCAUUGCCAUUCACGCCCAUGCCGCUAAGUCCUCCCUGCUCUCAAGCCCAUUUGUUGCUUCUGCGCUAGUUGACAUGUACGGUAAAUGCAUCUCGGUAUCACUCGCACGAAAGCUGUUCGAUGAAAUCCCCCAGAGAAGUGUCGUCGUGUGGAAUGCCAUUUUAUCACUAUACGCGCACGCAAAUAUGUUAUCUGAUGCUUUGCGGUUGUUUGAAGCUAUGGAUGUGCAACCAAAUACUUCGUCUUUCAAUUCAAUUAUAGCCGGGUUGUCGGAAUUGGAAGAUGGAUUCAAGGCCAUUGCUUUCUACCGAAAAAUGCAACAAUUUGGGUUGAAGCCUAAUCUAAUUUCCCUUCUUGCUUUAUUGCCUGCAUGUGUUGGAGUGGCCGCUUUGGACUUGAUCAAACAAAUUCACGGUUUUGCUAUGAGAAGUGACAUCAGUAGUCAUCUCCAGUUAGGCAGUGGCCUUGUUGAGGCAUAUGGACGAUGCGGAUGUCUCUCUUAUGCACACAACGUGUUUGAUAGUAUGAAGGAAAGAGAUGUAGUAGCAUGGAGCAGUUUGAUAUCAGCACAUGCUCUUCAUGGGGAGGCCAGAACUGCUUUAAACAUUUUUCAACAGAUGGAGUUGGCUGAAGUACAUCCUGACGAGAUUACGUUCAUUGGGGUGUUGAAAGCUUGCAGUCACGUGGGGUUAGCUGAUAAAGCUUUGGAUUAUUUUAGUCGUAUGCAGAGAGAUUAUGGUCUAAAAGCGAGCAGCGAUCAUUAUUCUUGUCUAGUAGAUGUAUUGGGCAGAGCUGGGAGAUUGCACGAGGCAUUUGACAUCAUUCGUGAGAUGCCGGUGAGGGCGACGGCUAAAGCUUGGGGCGCCCUUCUUGGGGCUUGUCGAAUUUAUGGAGAGUUAGAGCUGGCGGAGAUUGCAGGGAAGGCUUUGUUUGAGAUAGAGCCUGAGAAUGCUGCCAAUUAUGUCCUGUUGGCUAAAAUGUUUGCGAGUGUAGGGAGGCAUGAGGAGGCUCAAAGA
Momordica charantia (bitter melon) is the source of this 1274-nucleotide messenger RNA. Its product is annotated as Tetratricopeptide repeat (TPR)-like superfamily protein. The record is from RefSeq and is a predicted model, not a curated record. Gene Ontology annotation, molecular function: protein binding; RNA binding. NCBI's taxonomy places the organism in Eukaryota, Viridiplantae, Streptophyta, Magnoliopsida, Cucurbitales, Cucurbitaceae. Gene Ontology annotation, biological process: RNA modification.